Fundulus heteroclitus (mummichog) is the source of this 1969-nucleotide messenger RNA. It is a transcript of the gene gnrhr4, whose product is annotated as gonadotropin releasing hormone receptor 4. NCBI's taxonomy places the organism in Eukaryota, Metazoa, Chordata, Actinopteri, Cyprinodontiformes, Fundulidae. The transcript has 4 exons. Bases 180 to 1364 code for a protein of 394 amino acids. Gene Ontology annotation, cellular component: membrane. The record is from RefSeq and is a predicted model, not a curated record. Gene Ontology annotation, biological process: G protein-coupled receptor signaling pathway. Gene Ontology annotation, molecular function: peptide binding; gonadotropin-releasing hormone receptor activity.
AUGAAGCGGACUGAAGCAACAGCCGCAGACUGCAGUGGAGACGCGCUCUGUGAGAUCACUCUACUAAGAGCGCUCACCGGCUUCGGCUCCUAUCCAUCCAGUUUGAAGAUGUUGGCCAAAUCUAAAGUCUAGGUGUCCCGUUAAUUUGUUCCCGUCUGUCAAUCCCCGGGGGGUUCAUUAUGUUCCACCAACUGAAGGAUCAGGCAGUGAAUGGCAGCAGUCAGGGAGCCACCGUGGACUGCAAUAAGAGCGCCGAUGGGAACGCGCUCCAGCUGCCCACUUUUUCCACCGCAGCCAAAGUCCGAGUGAUCAUAACCUUCGCUCUGUGCGCGGUCUCUGCCGUGUGCAACCUGGUUGUCCUGUGGGCAGCCGGCAAAGGCGGAAAGCGCAAGUCGCACGUCAGGAUCCUCAUAAUGAACCUGACGGUGGCGGACCUGCUGGUGACUUUCAUAGUGAUGCCCGUGGACGCGGUGUGGAACAUCACGGUGCAGUGGCAGGCGGGGGACGCCGCCUGCAGGCUGCUCAUGUUCCUGAAGCUUGUGGCAAUGUACUCCUGCGCUUUUGUGACUGUGGUGAUCAGCCUGGACAGACAGUCUGCCAUCCUCAAUCCUCUGGGUAUCAGCGAGGCCAAAAGGAAGAGCAAAAUCAUGUUGACUGUGGCCUGGACCAUGAGCUUGAUCCUCUCCCUCCCUCAGAUGUUUAUUUUCCGCAACGUGACCAUAACGGUGCCAGAGAACUUCACCCAGUGCACCACCCACGGCAGCUUUGUCCAUCGCUGGCAGGAGACUCUCUAUAACAUGUUUACAUUCACCUGCCUCUUCCUCCUGCCCCUGAUCAUCAUGAUUUUCUGCUACACACGAAUCCUUGUGGAGAUAUCCAGCCGCAUGGCUCAGAACAACACUCUGUCCAGAGACAUCCAUCUCCGCCGUUCGCACAGUAACAUCCCCAAAGCUCGGAUGAGGACUCUGAAGAUGAGCAUUGUCAUCGUGACUUCGUUCAUCAUCUGCUGGACGCCGUACUACCUGCUCGGCCUGUGGUAUUGGCUGUUUCCUGAAAAAAUGGAGGAGACGGUCUCUCAUUCGCUCACUCACAUGCUGUUCAUAUUUGGCCUCUUCAACGCGUGUUUGGACCCCAUCACCUACGGCCUGUUUACGAUUCAUUUUCGCCAAGGGCUGAGGAGACGGCGUCAAGAUUCGAACACCCCGACCGAGUUUGGAAACAACACGUGUAUGGUGCAAGUGUCUUCCUUAUCACCUCGCAGGCAGAUCGCCGCUGGUAGUUCCAGUAAACAGACUAGGGAGGUAAAUGACAGCAGCAACCCGAAAAACGACUCAAGUUCUGUCAUUUCAGUGAGUGAGGUUUAAUAGCUGGAAGCCUUUAGGGGAGAAAUGGCCAUCUUUAUUUAUCAAUGCCCUGUUCGGUGAUUUUGUCCUGUAAAGCCUCCUGUGUUGUCUUUAGUCCUAUAUGAACGGCAUAAGCAUUAUCUGUGGACCCCAUAUAAUAAAUUAAUUACCCCCCCUACGUCUGCUUUUUAUGUGGCGCAUUCGCAUGGGAUAACCAAAAAUUGACAUUCUGAAAAUUACGGACGUCUCCUGGAUGUCUGUAAAUUUAAUCUGGAUCUGGACCUGGAUCUAAAGCCGCUUGAAUAUUUUGAGUUUUUGGCCUUGUUUUUAAAUGUGAAGUCACUUAUUUGGGCUUGCUUGUUUUUUUUUUUUUUUACAAGCAACAAAACCUUCUCCUGUCUAUCGUGCAGUACAACAAGAGGUAUUAAGAGAGAAAAACACUGCAAUGCAACUUCCAUUCUUCACCAGAAGCAAAUAAAAUCGCAAACUGCCUAAUCACUUAUCGAAUCUCAUCCAUUUAUUUUAAAAUCGUGUUAGAUUGGUAUUAUCGCAGGAUCUCAAAGUUCAGCAAAAUAUAGUAGUUAAUUUGCAGGGGAACUUUUACUUUGCAAAUUACUGACAUGGCC